AUGAGGAAGGAAGCUGACGACACAGGACCUCUUGCUGAGCUUGAGCAUUGGCGUUUGUUGAUGGCUCGCUUCAACUCCAUCUUGGAUCAGGUUAAGAGUAAACAUUGCAAGAUGGUCAUCAGUACACUGAAUGCUGCUAAGAGCAAGGUUCUCAAGGUCACCAAUCAAAUGGUUACAGCAUGCAAACAUUUCAUUACAAACAAUGGAAUGGAUCGUAUUUGGGACCAACCUUGUGCACCACUUAUUGGAAAACUGAAGGCGUCAAUGCAGCUGUACAAAGAAUAUCAGAAAAGCUUUCAAAAGACCAAGAAAAAGAUUGAUGAAAUACCAGGGGAGCGUCCAUUUGAGUUUUCUGAGAUGUACAUAUUUGGAAAAUUUGAAGCAUUCUGCAAGAGAUGUGAAAAGAUAAUUGAUGUGGUUAAUACAAUUGAGAUGUUCUCUGUGUUGACCACAACCCGUAUUGAGGGUAUAGACCCAUUGGCAAAUAAGUUCCAAGUUAUCUAUGCCAACAUUAAGAAGAAACCUUAUGAUAUUCUGGACCACCGUAAAAUAGACUUUGACAUGGAUUAUGAUGAAUUUAAGAAGUCUGUAUAUGACUUAGAGUGUAUGCUUCAAGGGUUCUUGGAUAGCUGCUUUAGCAAAAUAUCUUCAUCUGUGCAAGCUCUCACGCUUCUAAGACGAUUUGAGAGAUUAAAUAUUUCGCAUUUGAAUAUUGAGGAGAAAUACGCCGUAAUACUGCACCAUUUUGGAUUUGAGCUAGAGACGAUACGGAAGUUGUAUCAGAAGAACAAAGAAGAUCCUCCAGUACCAAGAGACAUGCCACCAGUAUCAGGAAAAAUAUCAUGGGCUAGACAGCUGUUUAGACGCAUACAGCAGCCCAUGGAUGUUAUCAAGGUGGAAGUUAACAUAAUGAAGAGUCCUGAAGCUAAACGUAUCAUCCGCAAUUAUAACAGAAUGGCAUCUGUUCUUAUGGAGUUUGAGUUGCUGUAUCACAGAGCGUGGGUGAAACAGGUUGAUGUUGUAAAGACAGGCCUACAAGCAUCUUUGUUAGUCAGACAUCCAGAAACCAAUGUGCUUCUAGUGAACUUUGAUCCCAUGCUGCUACAAGUGAUCAGGGAAGCAGAAUGUAUGCAUAAACUUGAGUUAGAGGUGCCAUCUGCUGCCAAUGUUAUUUGUCUAUCCCAAGAAAAACUCAGGAAUAAUUGUGAUAUGUUGAAGGUAAUGGGAAUUGACUAUAAAAAGAGUAGAUCACAAGUAUAG
This is a messenger RNA of Anneissia japonica, 1260 nucleotides long. RefSeq names its product dynein heavy chain 5, axonemal-like. Gene Ontology annotation, cellular component: dynein complex. Bases 1 to 1260 code for a protein of 419 amino acids. The transcript has 8 exons. NCBI's taxonomy places the organism in Eukaryota, Metazoa, Echinodermata, Crinoidea, Comatulida, Comatulidae. Gene Ontology annotation, molecular function: minus-end-directed microtubule motor activity; dynein light intermediate chain binding; dynein intermediate chain binding. Gene Ontology annotation, biological process: microtubule-based movement. The record is from RefSeq and is a predicted model, not a curated record.